Molecule: messenger RNA, 3794 nt
Organism: Cololabis saira (Pacific saury)
Lineage: Eukaryota; Metazoa; Chordata; Actinopteri; Beloniformes; Belonidae
Product: putative helicase mov-10-B.1
Exons: 21
Coding region: 155-2725 (856 amino acids)
Molecular function (GO): RNA binding; 5'-3' RNA helicase activity
Source: RefSeq, a predicted model, not a curated record
UCAUCUUCAACCGUCUUUCAGGUCUGUACCAGAAACUGUUGCCAUUCAAUCAACGAUUGGGAGAGGAAAUAUUCAACAAAACAGAAAGUGAGCUUCAAUUUAUCUACACAGCAACGAAUUUAGUCAAAGAUUCUAGUGCACCCUGAGCAGGUCCAUGGCGGACGAAGAGACAUCCUCCUCAGAUGAUCCAACCUCAGAUCAGAUCAGAGAAAAGACACUGCCCUCAGACAUCCUUCGGUUGAUGGAGGUGAACAGGGAAGGGAUGACAGCUGAUAAAAAGGGCGUUAAAAUCACUUCAGAGCCUUUGCCGAUUAGUGGAAAGGUCCAGUUGAACACGACUGAUCCCAGAAAGACAUCCAUCAUCACUUUCCACAUUGUAAAUGAAGGCUCAAACUCCAUCUACUUUACCUACUACACUGCUCUAACCAAGAUUUACUGUUUUACUCUGGAGGAUGAGAAGCAUGUGAAGAGACGACACCCGUUAACCCUCGGUCCUGGAGAGAGGUACGAUGUUGUUGUCAAGUGUAAACUUGACAACUGUGAACUUUUCUUUGGCACAAUGUGCUUUGAGUUCCAACUGGACUUGACAAAGAAGAAGUGCUUCUACAUUGUCAGGGAGAUGGAGGUAAAAGGGCAGACCCUGCUUGGGCCUGAAACUCCCUAUAAACCAUUUAAGGCCAGAAUGGAACCUGUUUCUACGAGGGUGGAGAACAGAAUACAACCAGAUUUUGUCCUCCAUGUGCUGCUGGCCGAAGUGAAAUUAUUUGAGAACAAGUGCCCCAUGUUUCUGAAGGAACUAGUCAAAAAGCGGUUUAAAAACUCCACGCACCUUUCUUCAAUUUCCAGAAAUAAACUUCCAUCAGUGAAAUUUGUCCUCAGCAGUGCCUUAGAUAUGCACAAUUAUUCCCAUCGGUUCCACCGCCUGCUACACUUGGAAGAAAUACAGAUGGAAAAGGACAUCAGGAGGUUUGACCUCCAAAAUCAAACCCUGACUCCAGACCCGGGAAAUACAAACCUCUUCAUACUCAAAGUCCCUGCGGAGAAUCGUCCACCUGUACUUAAAGGAGAUCGUCUGAAAGUGACCAGAUCUGAGGAUAAAAGCUCCCCGGUGUACACUGGAUAUGUUCAUGAAAGAGAGCUGGACCAAGUCAAGCUGCAGUUCCGUGAUAAUCCAGAGCUCGAGUUUUCGAAGGUUUUUAGCAGCGAAAUCAAGUUCGACGUGGAGUUUACCAUAAACAGGUGGACUCUGAAACUGCAGCAUCGUGCUGUAGACUUGGCAAAGCAGUAUUUCGCCAACGUGCUGUUCCCCAGCUGUGCAGCCGAGGCUAAUGCACCCUUGCCUGAACUCAGGUUUUUCAACCCUGACUUGAACAACAACCCAGAGCAAUGUCUUGCAGUCCAACACAUCGUAGCUGGUUCAUCAAAGCCUGCUCCAUAUAUUCUGUUUGGGCCUCCUGGAACUGGAAAGACUGUCACACUGGUUGAAGCGAUAAGUCAGAUCAGACAAGCAGAUGCAUCAGCCCACAUCCUCGUCUGUGCUCCUAUAAACAGUGCAUGCGACUUGCUCUGUGAGAGACUGGUUUCCGUGAACUCUGAUCAGGUUUACCACAUGUGCGCCCAGAGCCGAGACCCAAGAACGGUCCCUGAAAACAUCCGAAAAUACUGUAGCCUGGACAAAGAUCAGCUUUGCUUCACGUUUCCAUCAAAGGAAACCCUGAUGAAAUACAGAAUUAUAGUUACAACACUGUACACAGCUGGGAGACUUGUGAAUAUUGGGGCAGUGGGCCAUUUCUCACACGUGUUUGUGGACGAGGCAGGCCGAGCUUCAGAGCCAGAGUGUGUCAUUGCUGUUGCAGGUCUGCUCUGUGCAGUGAAGGGACAUUUGGUUCUGGCAGGAGAUCCCAAGCAGCUGGGACCCAUCAUUAAAUCCCUUUAUGCUAAACAGUACGGCCUGGGGCUUUCUCUGUUGGAGAGGCUGAUGGGACAUAACACAUCAUACCACGGCUCUGACAAACGUUUUGUCACCAAACUGCUGCAGAACUACAGAUCUCAUGAUGCAAUUCUGAAAAUCCCCAAUGAAGAGUUUUAUAACAGUGAAUUGAAAGCAUUUGCCAAGUCAGAGCGAGAGGCCUAUUGCGGAUGGGAUCACCUUCCCACAAAGAAUUUCCCUGUGAUCUUCCACGGAGUGAUUGGGAAAGGCGAGAAAGAGGGCAACGGUAAAUCAUACUUCAACGAAGCAGAGAUUGAAGUCCUGGUCCAGUACCUCACCAAGCUGGUGAAUACACAAGGACAGAAAGGUCUGCCCAAGCUUUCUGGAAAAGACAUCGGCAUCAUCGCCCUCUACAGGAAACAAGUUGAGAAAAUCCAGAAGGCUCUCAAUAUUGACCCUGACCUGAGGAAGUUAAGAGACUUAAAAGAAGUAAAGGUGGGAUGUGUGGAGGAGUUUCAGGGACUAGAGAGGAACAUCAUUCUCAUCUCCACAGUCCGUAGCUCUCACUUCCAAGUUCACGCUGACAAAAUCUCCCAUCUUGGAUUCCUAGCAUGUAAAAAGAGAUUCAAUGUGGCCGUGACAAGAGCCAAGUCCCUGCUUAUAGUUGUGGGGAACCCUUUGAUCCUCAAAACAGAGCCCAUCUGGAAGAAGUUCAUCGACUACUGUGUGGACAUGAAGGGCUACACCGGAUUUGAUCUUGACAAUGAUAUGUUUCUCCUGAGAAUCAGCGCCUGAAUGUUGCGGUGGUGUAGCGGAGGCGAGCACCUUCCAGCGGUACGUGGACCCUGAGUGGAACAAGAGCAUUAACAUUUUCUCUCAGAAAUAGUACCGUAAAACAUUUUGCUACAUUCAGACACGCACCAUUAGUGUUGUUUUCCUUUUAUUCAGCAUAUAUCUUUUGAGAGCGCUUCUGCUUGUACGAAACCUUCCAAGCGUGGAUCUUACACAUGCAAGCCUUGAUCAUGGAUGGCAAAAUGAAUUAGGGAAUCUGCGUAAUUGUUUCCUUUUUACUCUUCAUCUUUUAAACAAGACUUUUGAAGUUGGAAGCUAUUAAAAGCUACAUUAUAGCUACAAACCACUGAUAAGGCCUGAAAUCUGGGUGUAGUCAUGGACUCAGACCUGAACCUUUAGAGACACAUUAAAACAAUUACAAAGUCAUCUUUCUACCACCUGAAGAACAUCUCCAGGAUCAAAGGACCGAUGUCUCAGCAGGAUCUUCAAAUCUCAUCCAUGCGUUUGUCUUUAGUCGACUUGAUUACUGCAAUUUCACAGGUCUGCAUGACAAGUGAGUCUGACGGCGACAGCUGAACCGGAAUGCUGCAGGCCGGGCUCUCACCACAACUGAGAAAGUGGACCGCAUCACUCCAGUUCUGACGUCCUUACACUGGCUACAUGUGACUUUAAAAUACUUCUGUUAGUUUAUAAAUCACUGACGGGUUAUGGCCCAAAUUACUUGACUUGUUGGCUUAUCAACCAUCCAGACCUCUCAGGUCUCCUGGUUCAGGUCUGCUCUGUCUCCAGAAUCAAAAUGAAACAUGGUGAAGCAGCAUUCAGCUUUUUAUGCUCCACAGAUCUGGGACAAACCUCCAGAAAACUGCAGGAACGCUGAAACCGCAGAGUUUUUAAUGAAGGUUAAAAACUCAUUUGUUUACAGCUGCCUUUGACCGACUUAUUUAAACAAUGUAAAUUUCAGUAUUAAACUGUAACUCUAGCCUAAGUCUAACUUUUCUUUAUUAUGCCACUGCAGCUUUUUUUUUAUUUUUUAUUUCUCUUGUCAUAUUUUCAUUUUGUAAAGCACCUUGAC